Messenger RNA from Exserohilum turcica Et28A, 3008 nucleotides. RefSeq lists its product as uncharacterized. The transcript is spliced from 7 exons. Gene Ontology annotation, molecular function: L-rhamnonate dehydratase activity; UDP-N-acetylglucosamine diphosphorylase activity. Gene Ontology annotation, biological process: UDP-N-acetylglucosamine biosynthetic process. The record is from RefSeq and is a predicted model, not a curated record. NCBI's taxonomy places the organism in Eukaryota, Fungi, Ascomycota, Dothideomycetes, Pleosporales, Pleosporaceae. The coding region runs from base 1 to 2874 and encodes 957 amino acids.
AUGGCUUCUGGCACGCCCCGCUCGUUCCCGACCAUCCAGCAUGUGCGCACCUUUGUAACACAGGGCCCCGGAAGCGGCGGAGACUACCACAAUGUCGCUGGCGGGCAUUGGCUCAUCGACAGCAAAAUCUCCACGCCCAUGAGCCAGUAUGAGGAGUACCGCAGGUCGAGAACCAGCUGGGGCAUCAACGUCCUUGGCUCCUUUUGCGUCGAGAUCGAGGCCAGCGAUGGCACCAAGGGCUUUGCUACGGGCUUCGGAGGACCGCCCGCCUGCUGGCUGGUCGCUGAGCAUUUCGAGCGCUUCUUGAUCGGCCAAGACCCCAGAGACACCAACCACAUGUUUGAGCAGAUGUACCGCGCGUCCAUGUUCUAUGGCCGCAAGGGUCUCCCCGUCGCCGUCAUCUCAGUCAUUGACCUUGCCAUCUGGGAUCUGCUCGGUCACAUUCGGAACGAGCCUGUGUACAAGAUGCUUGGUGGGGCAACCCGUGAGAGGCUCAACUUUUACUGCACCGGCCCAGAACCGGCGGCAGCAAAGGAGAUGGGCUUCUUCGGUGCAAAGGUGCCGCUGCCGUACGGCCCCGGCGAGGGUGCCGAGGGCCUGAAGAAGAACGUAGAGUUCCUCACCAAGCACCGCGAGAGCGUUGGCCCCGACUUCCCUCUGAUGGUCGACUGCUACAUGAGCUUGAACGUGCCGUACACAAUCGAGGUGGUCAAGGCAACCGAGCACCUCAACCUGAACUGGUGGGAGGAAUGCCUGUCGCCAGAUGAUUCGGAUGGCUUCGAGCAGAUCAAGCGUGCCCAUCCUCGCAUGAAGUUCACCACCGGCGAACACGAGUACUCGCGCUAUGGCUUCAGGAAGCUCAUCGAGGGCCGCAACUUGGAUAUCCUGCAGCCAGACGUCAUGUGGGUUGGCGGCAUGACUGAGCUCAUCAAGAUCUCGGCCAUGGCGGCGGCGUACGACAUCCCCGUGGUUCCUCAUGCUAGCGGCCCAUACUCUUACCACUUUGUCGUGUCCCAAGCCAACUCGCCUUUCCAAGAGUAUUUGGCAAACUCGCCUGACGGCAAGUCCGUCCUGCCUGUUUUUGGCAAUCUCUUUACCAACGAGCCCAUCCCGACCAAGGGCUAUCUCGACGUCAAGACGCUCGACCGCCCCGGCUUCGGCCUCGAGCUGAACCCAAAUGCUGGAUUGAUUGACGCCACCCGCAUCCUCAACCCGGCUCCACAAAAAGCGCUGAAGCCCGCUGAGCAGGAGACGCCCAGCGAGGCCAACGGCCAUUCUUCUGCAAUUGUUGCUCCCAUCAUCCCAAUUACCCCGCCACAGCCCCGCAUCACCAUGGAGGCCAUCAAGGACACUGUCAACAGCGCGCUCGAGAAGCUCCACAUUGGUGGCGGAGCUGCCCAGGGCACGCCGGCAAAGGAGCCUUCAGAGGCCGAGUUCAACGAGCUCAAGGCCAAGUACGAGAAGGCUGGCCAGGCCCAAGUCUUUGCUUUCUAUGACAAGCUCUCCACCGCCGAGAAGGCCGCUCUCUACGGACAGCUGAGCAACUUCAACCCCGACUACAUCAACGAGAUCACCGAACGCGCUCUCCACCCGCCACAAACCGAAACGACCGAGAACAAGAUCGAGCCCCUCCCUGAGAAUGCCACAUCUUCCGUCCUCGACUCCUCGCAGGGGGACCUCGACCAAUGGUACAACAGCGGUCUUGAGUUCAUCGCCAAGAACCAGGUCGCCGUCGUGCUGAUGGCUGGUGGCCAGGGCACCCGUCUGGGCAGCUCAGCUCCCAAGGGAUGCUUCGACAUUGGUCUUCCAAGCCAGAAGAGCUUGUUUCAACUGCAGGGCGAGCGCAUCAGGAAGGCAGAGAUGCUGGCUGCAAAGAAGCACAACAAGGAGGACGUGACCAUCCCAUGGUACGUCAUGACCAGCGGCCCUACCCGGGGACCUACCGCCGAGUUCUUCGAGAAGCACAGCUACUUUGGACUGAAGAAGGAGAAUGUCAUCAUCUUCGAGCAGGGUGUGCUGCCGUGCAUUUCGAACGAGGGCAAGAUCCUCCUGGAGAGCAAGUCAAAGGUCGCUGUCGCCCCUGAUGGCAACGGUGGUCUCUACCAAGCCCUCAUUCAAUCCGGUGUUGUCGCCGACAUGGGCAAGCGUGGAAUCCAGCACAUCCACGCCUACUGCGUCGACAACUGCCUUGUCAAGGUCGCUGACCCUGUUUUCAUUGGCUUCUCUGCGUCCAAGAACGUCGACAUUGCCACCAAGGUGGUGCGUAAGCGCAACGCCAAAGAAUCUGUGGGUCUCAUUCUCCAGAAGAACGGCAAGCCCGAUGUCGUUGAAUACUCGGAAAUCUCAGCCGAAGAUGCAGAGGCCAAGGACUCCAAGGACUCCAACCUGCUCAAGUUCCGUGCUGCCAACAUUGUCAACCACUACUACUCGUACAAGUUCCUCGAAAGCAUCCCAGAAUGGGCCAAGAAGCUGCCCCACCACAUUGCUCGCAAGAAGAUUCCCUAUGUCAACACAGAGACUGGCGAGACUGUCAAGCCCGACAAGCCCAAUGGCAUCAAGCUGGAGCAGUUUGUCUUUGACUGCUUCCCCUUCCUGACGCUGGACAAGUUUGCGUGCAUGGAAGUCAAGCGCGAGGACGAGUUCUCGCCGCUGAAGAAUGCGCGCGGAACCGGUGAGGAUGACCCUGAUACCAGCAAGCAGGAUAUUAUGGCGCAGGGCAAGAAGUGGGUGCAAGCCGCCGGUGCCACAGUUGUCAGCGAGGACCCCAAGGACGGCAUCGAAGUGUCGCCGUUGAUCUCUUACGGCGGCGAAGGGCUCGAAUUUCUCAAGACGAGGACGGUCAAGGCUCCCGCCGUCAUCGAGUCGGAGGACUAGAGGGGACGCACGACUCGGCACCAUGUCGGUCAGCGCAUUGGCCCCUGUACUGGUCGCGGUUGCGAAGAUCCAGUUCCCACUAGCAGGCAGGUUGCAAGCUUAGAUAGAGACGAAUGUAUAUGAAUGUUACGGCC